AUGAUACAUUCGAAUAGCAAAUUCCUAUCCACAUAUUCAAUUACUAGAAUUAUUGCUCGAUUUUUUCAGCAAUUUAAUUAAACCAUUAUAAACGUCUACCACGAUCCGAAAUUUUGAUUCAAAUUAAUGAAAAGGCGCCAAUUUUUUUGCCAUUUCUUAAUAAUCAAACAAUGCAUAUACUUGAUUCAUAUGAAAAUUCUCUACCAAAGAUCAUAAACCAUCAAUCAAUCGAUCCAAUUCCCAAUACUAAAUAUAAACGAUUGAUUUGUUCAAAGGUAUUCGAAAAUAAAAGUAAAUGUUUGAAUGGAGAACAACCCGAAGUAUUUGCGUUUGAUCAAAUUAUUUCUCGUCAUAACUGUUCAUUUCAAUUUGAACUUCUAGAUGAUUUAAUUAUACUUUUUAAAGCAAAUAAUCAUCAUAUACUUUAUCGGAUAAAUCCAAGAUUUUAUGAUGAAUUACAACCGAAUAGUUUUGUUGAAGAAGUUGCCAAUCGUAUUGACAGCAAUGUUCGUCUACAGAAAGUGAUUCGUUGUCAAUUUUAUCCAUAUGAUCUUGGACUAUAUUCAUCUUUGACUCAUGAUCGUCUAAGCAUAUUCGAUACAGUUCGACAGGAGCUUGUUCAGACAUUACCAAAUAGACAAAUGACAUAUACAAAGAAAUUCUACCAAAUGGAUUGGAAUCCAUUAACUUAUGUGUCGAUUGCACUGGCCUGUGAUAAUUCCGAAGCAUUAAUAUUUGACCAUAGAACGGAUCAUACAUCGCUCUCAUUAAUCGUAAAUGAUCCAUGUACAAAAAAUAAUGAAUCAACCAGAUGUCAAGUGGUUUAUUGGUCCCCACAAGAUGAAAACGGUUUGUUUAUAGGCACCAGAGCCGGUUCCAUCAUCAUGUAUGAUAUUCGUCAAUCAAGAAAGCCUUUAGCGGCACAUUUAUCUUCACAUUUAUAUAGACAUCCAGUUGCUCAUAUUUCAAUGUCGCCGGAUCAUCGAAACAUAAUAACAAUACAUCCAACCUAUGCAGAUAGGAAUAUAUUUCGAUGGAAAAUCAAGCCGAAUAUAAUGAAUAGAAAUCAAUUUCUUAAAGAAAUGCCGCUUUUUGUCAUCAAAAGGCUUUCACAUUCAAAUGUUCGUAAUUCAUUCAAUGAUUCAUCGUUUAGGAAAAAUGAACGUCACAAAUUGGAAGAUAUUCAUUUCGAACAUAUGCAGCCAUACAUAACAAAUGAAUAUGCUUCUUUAUUCAGUCGAACCAUUAAUGGACAGAUAAACAACUUGAACUAUGCAUUUGAAGAGUCAAAAAAAUAUGAUGACGAAUCAGUUCUUUCACGAAAUACACAUUUUUGCCCAAAGAAGUUGUCAUUAUCAUCCACUGAUGAUGAUUUUGAUCAUCAUCCUCGCUCAACAUUAUUUUAUGGUUAUGGAUCCACAAAUAAGGGCGAUGAACCGAUUCCAGCCAUAUUCUACAAAGCAAACAAAGUAUUUUUAGUGAGACGUUUACGAUUUACAAACGAUGAAACCGAUAUACAACAAAAUUUUAGAAAAAUUCAGUCUUUUGAAAGCGAAGAUAGAUGGUCAUCAAGCAGUGAUUCCGAAUAAUUUAUUGUGAUAAACAGUAUCAUCAACAAUAUUUAAUGAAUUAAAUAAUGAAUAAAAAAUUAUAAACAAAAAAUUCGAGAGUU
Messenger RNA from Dermatophagoides farinae (American house dust mite), 1672 nucleotides. RefSeq lists its product as uncharacterized. Gene Ontology annotation, molecular function: protein binding. The record is from RefSeq and is a predicted model, not a curated record. NCBI's taxonomy places the organism in Eukaryota, Metazoa, Arthropoda, Arachnida, Sarcoptiformes, Pyroglyphidae.